Molecule: messenger RNA, 865 nt
Organism: Folsomia candida
Lineage: Eukaryota; Metazoa; Arthropoda; Collembola; Entomobryomorpha; Isotomidae
Exons: 2
Coding region: 178-783 (201 amino acids)
Source: RefSeq, a predicted model, not a curated record
UCAAUUAAUUGCACCCCUUCAUUUCACGAAUGUUGGGAUUAAAAUGUCCCGAUAUGGUGUUAAUCAGAAACAAACCACGCGUAGUUUUCGGACGUUCUGCUGACUAUAAAAUCUCCUCGGCCGACCAAGCUUUUGCAAGUAAUUCAAGUCCAAACAAAUUCUGUAUCAAGUCUAGAAAUGCUUUCUCGUUACAUUUUUACCAUUGCCAUCUUCCAUGGACUUAUUUCCCUUUGUAUGUCCUACUUUCCUCAAUUGACGCUAUACUCUGGACACAAUUACGAUGGGGAUCGGGUCACAUUUUCUACAAAAAGGUCCUCGCUCACCCCAUUGGAAGAAGAGUUCUUCCGUUCUGCUCGAUCAUAUUGUGUCACGGGAUGGUGGCGGGGUUACGAGAACGCAAAUUUCGUCGCUGGAUCCUCCAACCCUUUCAAUGCUAACAACGUUUCAGGAAUAUCAUGUUGGCGAAAUGGGGAUAAAAUAACCAAGUCGUUACGAUUUAUGGGUCCUUCAGACACAUCAACGUCGGCAAUUUCCGCCUACAAUGGAGUUCCUAACUCGGGAGAUCACUACUCAGGAAUUGAAGUCAUCGUUCUUGCCACUGAAUAUGAGGCGUCGUUCGACUUUGCGCCGAGUGGUCUUCUCAUCACCGGGAUGUCAAAUUGGACCGCAUUUUACGAAAGGAACUUUACAGGACCGAGCACCUGCUUCAUUCCUACCAGCGAAAUUUAUACCGUUAGCUUGGGAACUUUCCAAGUUCUCUCUGUUCGACUUGGUUGCAAUUGAGUGCGAAAAUUCAGGUUUUAUAUCUAUGACUUUCAUGAGUUGGAAACGCAAAUGGCAUCAAAUAAUAAUUCAAUAAAUCAAU